Metarhizium robertsii ARSEF 23 is the source of this 1065-nucleotide messenger RNA. RefSeq names its product polyketide synthase. Lineage: Eukaryota; Fungi; Ascomycota; Sordariomycetes; Hypocreales; Clavicipitaceae. Bases 1 to 1065 code for a protein of 354 amino acids. Gene Ontology annotation, molecular function: transferase activity. The transcript has 3 exons. The record is from RefSeq and is a predicted model, not a curated record.
AUGGCGUAUCAGCCUAAUAUUCUCCUCUUUGGAGAUCAAACCGAAACGAACCUGAGUAUCCAAGCGCUAUAUAACCAUGCCAACACGUCCGAGCGCCUUCUAGGGUAUAUCGAUGCCGCAUAUGAGGCUGCGAACCAAGCCUUGGAUCAACAAGACGUCAAUCCGGAUGUUCGUGCCGUCUACCACUUUGCAUCAUGGAUAGAACUAGAAAAGACUAUCGCAUCUCAGGAGGUCCCGGAUGUAGUUUUACGCACGACGGCUCUCUGUUUUGCUCAAUUAGGACAUUUCAUCCGACUCUUGGAAACUGAUACUCAUCUUCGCCAAGCAUGGGUGUCUCAGAAAUUAAUCCUCGCUGCCUCCUGUGCAGGACAAGUCCCUGCUGCACUGGCAGCCAGUACUCAGUCACUGGAUCAGUUUGUGCUUGCUGCGCCCGAAUUGGUGUCAAUAGCCGCCAGAAUAGGCCUUGAAAUAAAUCGUCGGGCUAAUUCAUUCAACGAUGAUCGAACCAAGAGCUGGGCAACCGCCGUCGGAACAGACCUAAAAUCAGCUCAAUCUGUGGUAGAUGGAUUCAACCGAAGUAAGGACUUGUCACAAUCUGAAGGACUUUAUGUGGGCGUUACCUCCGCAUGGGCAACAACCAUUAUUGGUUCUCCCCGGCUGCAUCGGGACCUUUUUGACUCAAAGCCGUUCGCCGAGGGCAUCCAGAUAACACCCCUUCCCAUCAACGCACCCUUUCACGCAUUUAACGCGCCGAAGCCUGAUCUCAAAUGGAUUAUUGGUACGGCACCCGUGCUCGACUUGCUCGCUCUCACUAAAACUGUCUUCUUGUCCUCGGAGGACGGGGUUGCUUUUCCGCCACAAACAGGGGCAAAACUAGUCUGUGAGGCCGUGUUAAAUAUGCUCAGCAGAAUGACCGAUAAUAGCAAGGUCUUCUCCAAGGUUUCGGAUUUACUCGGUCAGCAAGAUGGAUGCAUAGUUCCUGUCGUUGCGGAUAAAAGUGCAAGACGUAUGGUGAUGGAUUUGAAGGAAAAGAAAGUUUACCUUUACACGCGGUUACCCAACUAA